Molecule: messenger RNA, 6174 nt
Organism: Podarcis lilfordi (Lilford's wall lizard)
Lineage: Eukaryota; Metazoa; Chordata; Lepidosauria; Squamata; Lacertidae
Source: the annotation of a GenBank genome assembly
AUGGACCCAGCCAGCAUUGUAACUUUCCUUCUUGUCAUCUGCCUGACUUGGCUCCUCAUUUCGGCAGCAGUGAGGAGCAUAUCGAGCCAUGGGAAGCUGCCCCCCGGACCCAUGCCGCUACCUGUGAUUGGAAAUUUCCUGCAGAUCAAGUCAUCAGAAACUUUGAAAUCCCUCCUCAGGGUAAGUUUACUGCCUCUGGGAACCAGGGGCAGAAGGUGCAGUCAAUUUUGGCACUCUGCUUCUCAGUUUUCCAACCUUAAAUUCAGUUCUCAGUAUUUCUGGAGAAAUUUGAGAACUAUUUUUUUUUUUAAUGGAAUGGAAAUUUACCAGCAUUUUAGUGCAAAUGUCUCCUUAUAAACACAUUCCCCCUUGCAUGCCCUUUUGACUAAUGUGCACAUUUUUUCAAGUGAUUUCCCUGAAUAGUUUCAUUUGCAUGCACCCUUUCCUGUGGUGUCUUCAUUUGUCAUUGUUUGGCUAGAGAUCUGCAUUGCAAAACCUGGAUCCGUGUGCUUCAGUUUGUGCAUGGUUUUGGAAAGUGAAAGGUUGGUAGAUUAGCCUUCCAGUGAAAACGGAACCAGAUUUCUCCCCUGGCCCUUCUAGGAACAGAGCACCCAGGAGUCAAAGGAAAAUUCAAAUAAUUGAGAUGCACGGAGGCAUCAGUUUGCCUCCAUCUCUCUCCUCUUCCAUCUCCACCCUUUCUCUUGCACAGGAAUAUGCUCAAAAUACAGUGCUUCCCCCACUAAGCAUCUCUGUGUCUUCUUUGUGGCUUACUGGAUAUUCCUGUCUCUCUGCCUCUUACCCAAACACCUUCCUCCAUCUCUCGCCUUGUAUCCCUGCCUGCCUGCCUCUAGUUGGGAAGAUUAGACGACCGUUGCCCUGUCUGUCCAAAAGCUUUUAUAAAGAGAGAAACCUUUGAUGAAACCUGCCUCCCCUUCUUGUCAUACACAAGGGAAGUAGAUGGCAAAUUUCUCCCACCCGUUUCCAAAGAGGUCUGUGGACAGCCUACAAUGACCCAUUAAUGUUUUAAGAUGAUGUAAAAUGACACUGUAAACUCAAUGCUAUGUUUAUUAUUGUUUUGCAGAGACUGCAUUAAAUUUUAUUUUUUUAAAAAAGGAGAGUUGACACACUUGGUAAUCUUUUGCUUUGGAUCCAUAUGUUCACCCAUUUGCCUGAUGCCAGCUUGGUUAAAUAACACAAAAAAACCCUGCUAGGACUCACCCACUCUUACCUUUGUGCUGCCCUUUCUUGGCACAGGUCUGUUUUUGAAAGCUCCCUGUUUGAACACUUUCCCUAUUUUGCCCUGGUGCUUUCCCCAUGAAAACCCACUCUUUACUAUGGAAUCGAGCAAACUGCAAUCCUCAAAAAACCCAAAUUGCUGUUUGUUCCUGUUCAGCUUUAAAGAGCAGGUUUUCCUGGGGAAAGUGGAGGUGCCAAAAGAGCGUUACUGCGAGUAGAAGUAACAGUAGUAAAUCCACUUGCCUACCUUUGCAAGGUUGUUGUGAGGACCAAAUGUUGAGGUGCACUUUCAGCACUCAGCAAGCUAAGCAUGAUUCUUGCUAACUUCCGAAAGCAUUUUUUCUUUUUUUUUAAACAACUCAACAGCAUUCCUACAUCUUUCACAACCCUCCCCUUCUUUUUAAACUUUCCAACCUGUUUUGCAUUCUGGUAGGCAGCAUUUAACUAUACAGCAUUUAACUAUAAGGUCCGAAUAGUUAAAGCUAUGGUUUUCCCAGUAGUGAUGUACGGAAGUGAGAGCUGGACCGUAAAGAAGGCUGAUCGCCGAAGAAUUGAUGCUUUUGAAUUCUGGUGCUGGAGGUGACUCUUGAGAGUCCCAUGGACUGCAAGAAGAUCAAACCUCUAUUCUGAAGGAAAUUAGCCCUGAGUGCUCACUGGAAGGACAGAUCCUGAAGCUGAGGUUCCAAUACUUGGCCACCUCAUGAGAAGAGAAGACUCCCUGGAAAAGACCCUGAUGUUGGGAAAGAUGGAGGGCACAAGGAGAAGGGGACGGGAGAGGACGAGAUGGAUGGACAGUGUUCUCGAAGCUACUAAAAUGAGUUUGACCAAACUGCGGGAGGCAGUGGAAGACAGGAGGGCCUGGCGUGCUCUGGUCCAGGGGGUCACGAAGAGUCGGACAAGACUAAAUGACUAAAAAACAACAGGCAGCAUUUUGGAGACUCUAAAUUUGGAUAGAAUCCUAGAAUUGUAAAGUUGGAAGGGGGACCACCAGGGUCAUCCAGUCCAACCCUGGCAAUACAGGGAUCUUUAGCCCAACAUGGGACUUGAAACCAUGUGUGACGAAAAAGUUGGUUUUGCUGGACCGGUUGGAUCAACAAGUGUUUCUUUCUUUCCCUGCCAGCAAAUGGUUAAUGAAUGGCAGCCUCCGAUUGGCCAUGGUUCCAGGAGGGAACAUUUAAAAGGAGAGGAUUUGAAGAGAGACAGGAGAGUUGAGAGGGUUGGUUGAGGUGGGUUGGAAUUGAGGUCGGGAGAUAGAGUAGGAGACGGGUUGAUCUUGGCUUUAACCAUUUGCCUUUGAGAAAGAACUGCGCAUUACAGUGGAAAUUGUUAAGCAACACUGCCCCCCCCAAUGCUCAGCUAUGUUUCCCCUGGUGAUGAAAUACUGGUGUGUCAACAUAGUGAGGCUUUUUGUUCAGGUGUUGCUGGCAUCAUAUUUCAUAAAUGUCUCCAUUUAUUUAAAUAUUUGUACUCUUACUUUUUUGUUCAACAGCAGGAUCCUCACGGCAGCUAUAACUCACCUCGUUGGAGGUCUUGUGGUUUAUUUUCCCCUGCAAAGAGAAAUGGAUCAGGCAGUGGGGAGGAUUUUGUCCCCCCCCCCCCCAGUGAUAUUUAUCGAAUUUUUCACUUUUAUCAUAUUCACAUUUUGUUACAUAAUUCUAUAGCUUAUUACUCGAUAAGAGCAUCGACCUCCUUCCCUCCCUUUUUCUGACUUCCACACAUCUUUCUAUAUUCUUCACAUUUCUAUAAUCGCUUAUUUACCUUCUAUCUUAUUGCAGUAUUUCACAUUGUUAUCGGUAACUCAGUUCCUUAUAUUUACAUUACAAAACAUUUCAAUUCAAGCCUGCAAACGUUUUCAAAUGUUUACAAUUUUCUUUCAUGUAAAAUAUAAAUUUGUUCCAGUCCUUUUGAAACAGUUUGUCACGCUGUGGGGAGGAUUUUGAGCAGCAAAAUGGUCCACAAAAAAAAAAAAAAGGAUUAAGUGUCUGGGAAUGCCAGUCUAACCCUAACCCUAACCCUGCCAAACCCCAGUUCAAAUAAUCCAGUCAGUGGCUUGGGUGGAGGUACGGCCGGCCGAGCGGACCGCGAGUGAGCAGGCUUCACUCCAGUCCGCUUGAGGUGAAUAUUGUUAGGAUUUUUAUCCAUCCGUGCUGCUCCAGUAGUAGCACUAUGUUUCGUAUAUCACAUGAGUGUCUGAGAGAGCGUGAGACAGGAAGUCUCAGUACUGUUGGAGUACUGUUGGAAGUUAGUUUCACUUCUGUUUGUGAUGCUGUUUCUGUGUUGUUUAGUCAUGUCCGACUCUUCGUGACCCCCUGGACCAGAGCACGCCAGGCACUCCUGUCUUCCCCUGCCUCCCGCAGUUUGGUCAAUCUCAUGCUGGUAGCUUCCAGAACACUGUCCCACCAUCUCGUCCUCUGUCGUCCCCUUCUCCUUGUGCCCUCCAUCUUUCCCAACAUCAGGGUCUUUUCCAGGGAGUCUUCUCUUCUGUUUCUGUACUGGUGCUCAAAGAGCACAGACAUGCUGAUGGAUUCUGUGUAUAUAGGUAAAGGUAAAGGUACCCCUGCCCGUACGGGCCAGUCGUGUCCGACUCUAGGGCUGUGCGCCCAUCUCACUUAAGAGGCCGGGGGCCAGCGCUGUCUGGAGACACUUCCGGGUCACGUGGCCAGCAUGACGAAGCUGCUCUGGUGAGCCAGCACCAGCGCAGCACACAGAAACGCUGUUUACCUUCCCGCUAGUAAGCGGUCCCUAUUUAUCUACUUGCACUUGGGGGUGCUUUCGAACUGCUAGGUGGGCAGGAGCUGGGACCGAAAGACGGGAGCUCACCCCGCCGCGGGGAUUCGAACCGCCGACCAUGCGAUCAGCAAGUCCUAGGCACUGAGGUUUUACCCACAGCGCCACCCGCAUCCCCAUCGUAGUUUUAGAACUACGAUUGACUCUUCUUCUAUGACAUGCCAGAAGACAAGUGUGUUCCUCUCAGGAGGGAGGGGUCGCUUAUCCCCGGUCUCUCUCGACUGAGGGAGAUUUACGGCCAGGGAGGACCACCGGAGAGAUACUCCUGAGUCUUGGAAAGUUGGUGGCCUUCCCUUCUGGUGGUCUCUUGGGAGUCGGGGGGGGGGUCUCCGCCUGGGCAUGCAAUUGUGAGUUGGAAUAUCCUUUCUUUCAGUCUGAAUCAGUCCAAGCCCUCCAAGAGCAGCAGAAAACAAGCUUGUUGCGUCUUCCAUGUGAUAGCUGUUUAGUUGUGUCUGAAGAAAGCUAUCAUAUCAUCUCCUGGUCCUCUUUUCUCCAGGCUAAAUAUGCCCCUCAACCAUUCCUCAUAAAUAAGGCUUGUCUUCCAGACUCUUGAUCAUCUUAGUUGCCCUCCUCUGUCAAUAUCCUUCUUAAACUGUGGUGCUCAAACCUGGACAUAGGACUCCAGGUGGGCUCUGAACAAGGUGGAAUAAAGCAGUACUAUGACUUCCCUUGAUCUGGACACUAGACUUCUGUGGAUGAAGCCUAGAAUUGCAUUUUCAGCCUAGAAUCACGUUUUAGAGCCUUCUGGGUCAGAGCCAUUUCAAAAGACAACAUUAAAGCCAUUUCUGUCCACACACCACAAGAGGGUUUGGUCAGAAAUGGCAUUUAACUCUGCAGAACUGUCCCACGAGCAUCUUGACACUUGCAGAGCCAGUCUGUGUGGGACAUACCAGUCUCAAAAUUUUAUCAAAACAGGAAUGGAAACUUGCUUUCAUGCAUUUUGUCCCCUUGCUUGAUAAAGUGCAUUUUGGUGGCAGGUAGAGGCCCUCUGAGCAUGUGCCGAAAGCCUCCUGCCUGGCAUAUCUCUCCUUCCCACAAAAUAAGAGUCUGAGGGAGUUCAGUGAACAUAUUUUAACACAGAGAUGAAUGUUCAAACCGCCCUGUUGGAUCAGACAAAGGCCCAGCCUGUUUCUAACAUUUAUGCUGUCGGCUUUUGUAAGAGUGCCAAUGAAUUGUAAGAAAAAGAAGCAGUGGAUUAAAGACUGUUCUGUUUUUUAAAUUUUAACAAGUAGCCUUUGGCCUUUCUCCUGUGCAGCUGCGCGACAAAUACGGCCCAGUGUUCACCGUCUACUUUGGAAAUCGCCCGAUUGUGGUCCUCUGUGGACAUGAAGCUGUGAAGGAGGCCCUGAUAGACAAGGCAGAAGAAUUUAGCGGAAGGAAAACCAACCCCACGCUGCAAAGGACCUUUGAUGGUUAUGGUGAGGAGGAGGAAGCCAGGGUGGUCUGACUGGCAACACAGGAGUCUUGUGUCUCCUGUUUCCUGGCUGCUAUUCAAUCCUUCUCCCCUUUCUCCUCCCCAUACCUGCAGGGGUGGUGUUUUCUGAGGGAGAGCGCUGGAAGCAGCUGCGACGCUUCUCCCUCACAAUCUUGAGGAAUUUUGGCAUGGGGAAAAAACAAUUGAGGAUCGGAUCAAGGAGGAAGCUCAGUUCCUGCUGGAGGAAUUUCAUAAGACCAACCGUGAGUAGGCCAAGUGAAGGGCAGGGAAGAGGAGGUCAGCAGCCCCACCAGGCUGGGCAGAAGCACGAGCUCUAAAGCCCAGACAGGCUGGGGAAGGGAAGCCUUUUUGUCCCAAAGGCAAUGAGAAUUUCUGGGCUCAAGAAGGAUAACGGGCAGGGAGGGAAGAGCACAUACAUAGCCAGAGAAGUUCUUCAUUCUAGUAGCUUGGUCAGCAAUAGGUAUCUUAAGUUCUGGGUGGGUACUGCAGAUGAUCUUUUGAGAAUCGUUUGGGAGAGGACUUUGCAGGUGUUCCACAGUUCCUCACACUUCCCAAGAUAUCUUGGCCCCUUCAGCACAAUGCGUCUUCCUUCCCUGGCAUUGCAGAGAAGCCUUUCGACCCCACCUUCACCCUCAGCCGUGCCGUCUCCAACGUUAUCUGCUCCAUCGUCUUUGGCGACCGCUUUGACUACGAAGACAAGGAUUUCCAGGCCCUGA